Messenger RNA from Exophiala oligosperma, 1759 nucleotides. RefSeq lists its product as uncharacterized. Gene Ontology annotation, cellular component: nucleus. Gene Ontology annotation, biological process: proteasome localization; nuclear protein quality control by the ubiquitin-proteasome system. The transcript is spliced from 2 exons. The coding region runs from base 282 to 1187 and encodes 301 amino acids. The record is from RefSeq and is a predicted model, not a curated record. Lineage: Eukaryota; Fungi; Ascomycota; Eurotiomycetes; Chaetothyriales; Herpotrichiellaceae.
CCUCCACUCCCUCCUCCACUAACUUAACCCAGCAUACCCGACUUUCCAUCUCUCACACACACACAACACAAUUGCAUCUCCAUCACCACCGAAGGCCCGACCUCACCGCUUGGACUGCCUGGUGGAUACAAAGACUGACUGCCCGUGACUGUCCCUUCCACCUCAGUCACUUCAGGCCUCUCCCAUUCCCUCUUUCGUAGCAACAACCAUCGACCACCAACAACCCUCUACCGCAUUGGAACCCAGACACACCCUCCGUCUCAUCGGCAUCAACAGCCAUCAUGAACAGUCUGGCUACGCCGCCGAUUCCCCCUCAUUUCCACGAACACACCCGUCUCUCCCCUGGAAGAUCAAUGUCAGGCACCGCACCCUCGAGAAAACGGAAAGCUUCUCCCUCCCCAGACCGGGAUGAUGAAAUGACAACAUCCCCUUCCAUUCCCAAUGCUCGACUUCCACAGCCUGCAACUCCUUCGACCAGAAAGCGAGUCCGAUCGAACCUGGCAGGACGGCCGUUGUCGGUGGACAGACUCCUAGAGACACUGGAUAAAGAUUCGCUGAGAUCUGUAUUGAAAACUCUAUGUGACCGGAACCCUGGCUUGCGAGAGGAUAUCGUCCAAGUCAGCCCUCGACCAAGUAUCCAGAGCACCCUGCAAGUUCUUCGACAAUACUACGAUCGAUUGAUGCAAUCGUUCCCACUGGGCCCAAAUCCACGAUCUGACUACGCAUAUGACCGAGUUCGUCCUCAAUGGCACGAUCUCCUCGAGGCUCUGACCGAUUUUACUCCACAGUUUCUGCCUCCGAAUGAGCAGCAAUCGUCAGUUUCGCUCGACUAUCUGCACGGCGUCACAAAUAUCAUCCAUGACCUUCCAGAGUGGGAUAAUCCAUCAUACAAUCUCGCCAAGCAGAAUGCCUAUGAGGAAAUCUCAAAAGCGUGGGCUGCCGUUAUCAAGGAAGCCAGCAAAAGAGGAGGUGGAAUUCAACUCCAGUACAAUGGUUGGGAAGUGAAGUUGAGGGCACACAAUGACAAGAGUGGUGGUCGACUACGAGAGGCCUACGAAGCUCUUGUCGAUGCUCUCGGCUGGCUGAAGCCAACACCCCAGCCAACCCAACCGCAAAGCAUUCGACAGCAGUUAUUUUCCAACACAUACGGGACGGAGCAGUCAGCUGUUCGAACUGGCAAUUGGUAAGAGCAGGAAUGGGGUUUCCUCAAGAGGCCAGAUGCCAGACUCACAUCUCCUUAUUCAGUCAAAGAUGAUGCCUGGGGUUCAGCAACAUGGACAAAUCCUCCAGAAAAGCUCACGCACAGAUCGCAUCAGAACUUUCAGAAGAUUAUGCCGAUACGAAUUUCCUUUGUUAAUGGGUGGUAUGAUUGAAACACCUUGCACUUUUUACGACCCGGAACGGCCAUUGCCCAUCGUUAAAUUACCUAUCAUUUAUUUCAAAUCUUUCUGCAGACGCAAUGGACGCAGCACAGCGAUCAUUUGCAUCCCACAUUCGGCGUUGCAUUGGAAGUGAACCAAGUAUUUAUGGGGACAAAGAAGGAGGCAAAUUCACAAGGCCAAUUACUUUUUUCAUUCGUUUUUUCUGCCAGGUCCAUCUUGCUCCCUGAAUUCUUGUGCAGACGAUGGGUUAGAAGACAAAGGCAAAUACCUAGGGACAACCGGGUUUUCUUGAACAGGCUUGAAGUAGGGAUUGUACACAGUUCUUCAAGUAGGAUUCCAUGAUAGGCCAUAAUUGAAAUUGACUCAUACUACAACUA